AUGUCUGUAUCGGAGACAAGGUCGCCGGUGCCACCAUUCUCGGAGUCAAGGUCGCCGUUGCCGCUUCUAUACCGGCGGCAUUCGAGCGGCGAAAUACGCAACUUAGCCUCAAUUUCCAGCAGUCUCUUGCCAGCUUUUGGCACAGUUAUGGGUGAAGGAUCGGUAAAAUUGAAAAAAUUUGUGAUUGCACCCUAUGAUCGAAGAUACAGGUGGUGGCAAGCAUUUCUUGUGUUAUUGGUGGUGUACUCAGCAUGGUCAUCCUCAUUCGAGCUAGCAUUUAGAGAAAUGGGAACGGGUCCACUCCUGCCUUUUGAUUUGGUGGUUGAUGCCUUCUUUGCGAUUGAUAUUAUUCUCACUUUUUUCGUCGCUUAUUUGGACAAAUCGACUUAUUUGCUUGUCGAUGAUCACAUAAAAAUAGCUUUGAGGUAUGUGUCGAAUCUGUGGUUCCCAAUGGAUGUGGCCUCAACCCUGCCAUUCCAAUCCAUAUACAGAAUUUUCACUGGGAAAAGGCACGAAGGGGAUGUCUUCGGCUUCCUCAACAUGCUCAGGCUUUGGCGACUCAGGCGUGUCAGUGAAUUCUUUUCUAGGCUAGAGAAGGACACUCGAUUUAGCUAUUUUUGGACAAGAUACUGUAAACUGAUAUGUGUGACAUUAUUUGCUGUACACACGGCAGGCUGCUUCUACUUCUGGCUCGCGACUCAUUAUAGUCGGUCAGAUAAUACUUGGAUUGGGGCUCAAGUUCCUCAUUUUGAAGAAAGGAGUGUCUGGCUAGGAUACACCUAUUCCAUGUAUUGGUCAAUUGUUACCCUUACAACAACUGGAUAUGGAGAUUUGCAUGCACAAAACACGGGGGAGAAGAUUUUCUCCAUAUUCUACAUGCUUUUCAACAUCGGCCUUACUGCCUAUUUGAUCGGGAACAUGACCAAUCUUAUUGUCCAUAGUUCUGUCCGGACAUUUGCCAUGAGGGAUGCCAUCCAUGAGAUCUUGCGAUAUGCAAGCAAGAAUCGACUUCCAGAAGGCUUAAAGGAGCAAAUGCUAGCACAUGUGACACUUAAGUUCAAAACAGCAGAACUUCAGCAAGAAGAAGUGCUGCAAGACUUGCCAAAGGCAAUUAGAUCUGGCAUUGCUCAGCAUCUCUUCCGCACUAUAGUAGAAAAUUCCUACCUUUUCAAAGGAGUAUCUGAAGACUUUAUUGUCCAGUUGGUUCCAGAGAUGAGAGCAGAAUAUUUUCCCCCCAAAAUGGAUAUUAUCAUACAAAAUGAAAUACCAACAGAUUUCUACAUUAUAGUAUCUGGAGCAGUGGACGUAAUAACACACAAUAAUGGAACUGAACAGUUCCUGUCAAAAUUAAUGUCCCCAGAUAUGCUUGGAGAAAUUGGGGUGAUCUUCAAUAUCCCUCAACCUUUCACAGUGAGAACAAAGAGGCUUUCUCAGGUCAUUCGGAUUAGUCAUAAUCAUUUCAAGCAACUGGUGCAGCCGCUUAGUGAAGAUGGGAAGAUUGUUCUCUCUAAUUUUCUUCAGCAUUUGAGGGGCCUAAAAAAGGAGGAGCUAGAGGAGAUACCAUUUGUAGAUGAAUAUCUGGCUGACUCAAACAUUGAGGCCAUACAAUCAAUACAUGAACCACAAAAUUAUGGGGGACCGAACCAAGAAUCAAACGGAAUCCCAACAUUUUAUGCAUCAUCAAAUACCCUUCCUGCAAGGGUUGUACUCCACGGGCAUCAUCCAGAUGACAAACAAGAACAAGAACAAAAUGGGGGAAAACUAGCACAUCUACCUGAUUCAAUGGAAGAUCUUCUGAUAUUAGCAGAAAGGAAGUUGGGCAAAAUAGGAACCACAGUUCUCAUGGCUGAUGGCUCCCUAGUGGAAGAUUUAAGUGCUUUAAGAGAUAACGAUCACUUAUACAUAUUUUGA
Fraxinus pennsylvanica is the source of this 1911-nucleotide messenger RNA. The record is from the annotation of a GenBank genome assembly. NCBI's taxonomy places the organism in Eukaryota, Viridiplantae, Streptophyta, Magnoliopsida, Lamiales, Oleaceae.